AAAAAAAAAAAAAAAAAAAAAAAAACUCCAAGUAGCAAUUUGGGGCAUCGCAGGUUGCACACCACCCCCACCACCUUCGUUUGCCGUGCGGUGCUCAUCCUGCGAGCAGCUCAAAGCGGACAGCGGAGCUAAACUCGAUCUCACUACCAAGCCAAGUUUUGAAACAUUGCUCGAGGCCAAGAUUAAACAGUAACAUACCGAGACACUGUCUACGGUACCUACCAGAACUAGCGAUUGCACCCCUUUCAUUCUUGUUCAUUUGUCCCCUUGCAAAUAUCAGAGCACCAUUCAAUCAAACCGGCAAACAAGUAUCUGUCGAAAUGAAGAUUCUUGAAGCACAGAAUGCAGUUCUGACAAAUUACGAGGUUUACACUCAUCUUAUUGAGUCCGAGACCCGUUUCUCUGCACGGCACAAAAAGGAGCAUAGACGACCGCCCAAGAAUUAUCAGGCAGUGACCAAAGAUGUCGUCAACUACUGCGGGACUUACCCCAACCCUCUGAGCCAAAAACCGCUCACCUACACCAAGGACAGCCUCGCGCAGCUCCUCGGCAGGCUGGCCGAGUUCGGCCUCGCCAAGGGUGAGGUUCUGAUGCUCGCCAACCUGCGCCCGACCGAGCUUCCCGGUCUGCACGUCUGCAUCGAGGAGAUUGCCGAGCGCUUCACCGAGGAGCAGCAGACGCAGAUCCUCGAGGCCGUUGUCGACGUCCUGGGUGCCUUUCCGGUCUCAGAGGAGCAGGCGGAGGAGUAUGGCGACGAAGAGGUGACCGAUUCGAUUGAGAACGGCAAUGCGCCAUGACGUGACGCUAAGGCGCGAUUGUGAGAUUGAGGGGGUAAAUUUAUUAUUUCGUGUCAGAAUGAACAUUGCGAAAUGAUUUACGACAAGAACUACCUAGUCACCACCAGCACCCACACGCGCUCUACAUGAUCGCACACGCCCCUUCGCUCUGCCCUCCCUCGGCGGUCGUGGUCUUGACGGCCAUGAGGUAUAGAUCCUCGAAAGUCUCACUCAGUAGCUCGCCCGUCACGGCCGAGCACUCCAUGUAUCGAUCCGCCCUCAUCUCCUGCGAUAUGCGAUAUCCUUCCUGCGGGUAGAUGAUGCCGUUGGGGUCUUCCUCGGACCUCAGGUCUCGCUUGAGACCUAGGACUGCGAUGGGGAUCGAGUCGCCGGCUGGAAAUGUCUGGCGCAACUCCUUAAUCCACUGUUGUUUUUAUGUUGGGCGUGCGAGAAUCGCGGGCAACUGUGUGAGCCUCUAUCUUAUGAAUGGGUACCGGAUGGUUUUAUUGGGGGCGGUUGGGCAACUCGACUCACAACUCUCUGCAUAUUUAUGAGGCUGAGGCGUUGGCUUAUAUCAUAACAUAUCACGAUGAGAUCUGGCUGAAGAAGGCGCCAAUUGGUGGGACCAGAAGUGUCGUGGAACUCGAUGCGAUAGACCCCUUUUCUGGACCGCAGUUCAAAGAAGAAGGGCUGGUCCGAGUCGCGCAAAAGCGUGAUCUCGGCUCGUCCGGUCAGCCUGUCUUUGCCCUGGGCUACGCGACUACGGCAGUUGAUGUAUUUUUAUUUUCUUGUUAGGAAAUGAUGGUGCGUUUUCUCUCAACCAACUUGGAAACAAUUCAAUGGGGGCUGUUGUAGAUAUUGAUGAUGCUUACGAUAGGAAGGUGGAUUUUCCAGUCCUGUCAUCUCCCAACAACAACACGGUGAUCGUAUGAGACUCCAUUUGAUUGCCUGACUG
Messenger RNA from Pyricularia oryzae 70-15, 1731 nucleotides. RefSeq lists its product as uncharacterized. The record is from RefSeq and is a predicted model, not a curated record. NCBI's taxonomy places the organism in Eukaryota, Fungi, Ascomycota, Sordariomycetes, Magnaporthales, Pyriculariaceae. The transcript is spliced from 2 exons. The coding region runs from base 321 to 797 and encodes 158 amino acids. Gene Ontology annotation, biological process: transcription initiation at RNA polymerase III promoter. Gene Ontology annotation, cellular component: RNA polymerase III complex. Gene Ontology annotation, molecular function: nucleotide binding.